Molecule: messenger RNA, 1622 nt
Organism: Bemisia tabaci
Lineage: Eukaryota; Metazoa; Arthropoda; Insecta; Hemiptera; Aleyrodidae
Source: RefSeq, a predicted model, not a curated record
CGCACUCAAUUUACGUCAACAAUGACGAGUGUAAUGUUAGAACCAGUUGUUUCAGUACAUUAAUUCAAUCUGAAGAAAGGAAUUAGGGAUAUUUUAUGAGUAAAACAUUCUAAAAACAACCUUUGAAUAAGCCACCAAAGCUUCUUUAAUGCUUAGAUUGAAACAAAAGUGAAGUAAAACGUGUCAGUGCCUACCUACCAUUUUGAAACCCACGUUUACUUGAAAGUGAUGGGUGUCGAAAAAUGCAGCUUUCGGAUAAAGUUUAUGUGAUACUGUCACGAUUUUUACUCCUCUAUUAUACAAGGGCAGAAAAUUUAGCCUCAGAAGACUCAGACAUGAGCGAGCACUUUCAGAAUUCAGGAGUAAGAAUUCGAUGUCCUGCAAGGAAUUUUUUUAUUCAGGAAGCUCAACCUGCUGGAGCAAUGCGUUCAGAUAGAUCUUUAAAACCAGCUCCAGCCCAGUUUACAGUUUCAACUAAAAGUCCUAAUGCGUUCUUGAACCAUGUGCUUGCAGUCAAUAGUCGGAUAUAUCAAUGUAAAACUCCAAUUCUGCGUAAGUCUAGCAGACAUUUUUUCUCAAGACAGAAACGGGAGCUUCAUUUAGGACCUCCGCGAUCAUUACACACCGAAUUAAAUGUUAUUCUAGACUGUGUAACAACCCGCCACAUACUUCCACCGAAAAAUGGAAAGAAAGGAGUGGUCAUCUUGGAAUCAACCGGGCCGCAACUCUGGGAUUUCGCGAAAAUAGUCACCGAAGACACCUGUCAGAUGGAAAUUUCUGACCCCUCUAGUUCAAUCCCAAUUGUCCGGGAACUAAAAUUUAAGGUUCAAGGAGCAGCAAAUGUUGAGAAAAGAGAUCCAGCGAAUCAUGAAAUAACAUUUCGGUACGGUGGUGGACGUGGCCGUGGACGUGGGAGACGAAGAGGACUAGGGCCAAAGACAACCACAACACCCAAGCCAGUUCCAAUAGACAAGGACGUUGAGUACCCAGAGGCUUUCAAAAGUCAUCUAUCUAACUGGGAUAGGAAACGAGGAGACCUGCCCGGACCCGUGCUUUUCAGUUUGACCAGCUAAUGACCUUCCGGAGAUACAAAUUUCGAAUUUUAGUUCACUAUGAGAAUGGACAGGAACGAUACAGCUCACCCACCACAUGGUUCCAUUUAGAAGACUGGACGUGACAAAUAUCAAGACUAUGCAUAUUGCGUGCACCUUUCAAACUAAAAGCAGUAUCAAUAAAUGUGCGACCUUUACAUAAACAACACCGAAAUUCAUACUUGCCAUAAGCAUUAUAUGAUUCAAACAAUAUAUCAUGGAACAAAAAUUAGGCACGCUUAAAUUUUUUUUCUUCAAAGCUGGGAAAAGGAAUCGAGUUAAAUAAAUGUUCAAUUAUUCUUUUUCCAUUUAGUUUUUAAUUAAGAUUAAGAGAAAAGACGAAAAGAGCACAGUGGAAGAUUUUAGUUUUGCAGUAUUGCGUACAACUUACUCAGGAAAAUCUUCAACACUGUUUUGAAUGCACAAAUUAUGAGAGAAUUUUCGUCCAUUUGGUUGGAUAAGCUUGAGAGCUAUUUUCUGACGUAUGUAACGACAAGUAUAAACCUGAGACAAAAUUCACUUAAAUAGCUA